AUGAAAAGCACUGUUCUAUCGCUGUUGGCCCUGACUGCCACUUGUGCCACUGCUGUCCCAGCUACGCGCCAUGCCUCCUCCAUCUUCACUGUUGCCAUGUCGUCCAACGACACCCGCCUCAACAACCUAAUCUUGCUCGAUGGGAAUCCUGCGCCGGAGGUCAAUGAGGAGGGGGACUUUGAACCCAAAUACAGUCAAAAUGCCUUCUUCAAUCCCUUCCAGAUUGAGGCCGGAUCCGGCCAUCUCACCACGAACUCCACAUUAGAUGGAGCGCUGCGUGCGGCCUAUGUUUACAACGCCAACCUCACCGGUAGAGUGUAUUUCAAUGACGUGAACGAUGUUUAUCGCAGGGACUCUGGUUCGGCUUAUUAUCCAACAUUCACUCUUACCCCCGACGGCUUCUUGAAACCGGAUGCGUCUUUGACUUGGGCCUUCUGCCCUUAUCCCGGUAGUGGUGAUGAUCCCGUAAUAGGAAGCGUUUACCUCGGAAAGCCUCCUGGAUGUACAGUUCUUCGGGGAUUAAAGACUGCUUCGUAUGAAGAAUAG
Molecule: messenger RNA, 546 nt
Organism: Talaromyces rugulosus
Lineage: Eukaryota; Fungi; Ascomycota; Eurotiomycetes; Eurotiales; Trichocomaceae
Exons: 2
Coding region: 1-546 (181 amino acids)
Source: RefSeq, a predicted model, not a curated record